Cylas formicarius (sweet potato weevil) is the source of this 4009-nucleotide messenger RNA. It is a transcript of the gene Nc73EF, whose product is annotated as 2-oxoglutarate dehydrogenase complex component E1. NCBI's taxonomy places the organism in Eukaryota, Metazoa, Arthropoda, Insecta, Coleoptera, Brentidae. Gene Ontology annotation, cellular component: oxoglutarate dehydrogenase complex; mitochondrion. The record is from RefSeq and is a predicted model, not a curated record. The transcript has 15 exons. Bases 172 to 3366 code for a protein of 1064 amino acids. Gene Ontology annotation, molecular function: oxoglutarate dehydrogenase (succinyl-transferring) activity; thiamine pyrophosphate binding. Gene Ontology annotation, biological process: tricarboxylic acid cycle.
GUCAACGCUUUGUGCUGGCAACACUGGCGUAUGUCAAAAAGAUUAGUCAGUCCCCCAGCGACCCAACAACGUCAAUCAUCGUAAACAAGUCGGUGCUGCUAAAUUCCAGUAACAUAAAGCAAGUGAAGCUGAAAUUUGAUAAGGACUAAAUAAUUUAACUAAACAGCGGCAAUGCAGAGGGCAAGAACUUUGCUAUCGGCGGUUAGAGGGCCCACAGGUCAGAAAUUUGCAGCCUGGCUAAUAAACAACUCGCCCGCGGGAAGCUUCACUUGCAUCCAAUGUAGGGCCUACAAUGUUCCAGCUGCCGCCGAACCCUUCCUCAAUGGCAGCUCAAGCCAGUAUGUGGAGGAUAUGUAUAAUGCCUGGCUAGCCGACCCUUCUAGUGUUCAUGCAUCAUGGGAUGCCUUUUUUCGAAACUCUCAAAGCGGUGGAGCAGGUUAUCAAUCCCCACCCUCUCUUGCUCUUCCAGGCAAAAAUGAAGUGCCCCUUGGAGCACUAAUACCCAGUUUGAGUGGGGCAGGGGCUAUUGGAACAGCAGGUGUCAGUGAGAAGAUAAUUGAUGAUCAUUUAGCGGUACAGGCUAUCAUUAGAAGUUAUCAAAUCCGUGGCCAUCACAUAGCCAAAUUGGACCCCUUGGGUAUCAAUAGCGCCGAUUUGGACGACCAAACACCCCAGGAGCUGGUCUACAAAAAUUAUAAUUUUGAGCACCCUUCGAAAACGUACUCGGAAGAACUCAGAAGGCAGGUGAAGGAAUUCAUGCGACAUGAGACCGACAUGGAUCGAGUUUUUAAAUUACCAUCGACUACAUUUAUCGGCGGCCAAGAGAAAUCCUUGCCGCUUAGGGAAAUUUUGCGUCGCCUGGAACUUUCUUAUUGCAGACACAUUGGCGUCGAAUUUAUGUUUAUCAAUAGCUUGGAGCAGUGUAACUGGAUCAGACAACGAUUGGAGACCCCCGGCUGUAUGGAUUUGUCCAACGAGCAGAAGAGGCUCAUUUUGGCUCGGCUGACUCGCGCCACUGGCUUUGAAUCUUUCUUGGCUCGUAAGUGGUCGUCCGAAAAAAGAUUCGGGUUGGAGGGUUGCGAAAUGCUUAUACCCGCAAUGAAAACCGUAAUCGACAAGUCGACCGAGCUCGGAGUCGAAAGUAUAGUGAUGGGAAUGCCCCACAGGGGGCGCCUGAACGUUUUGGCCAACGUCUGUCGUAAGCCUUUGUAUCAGCUGUUUACUCAGUUUGCAGGGCUAGAAGCCGCAGACGAUGGUUCGGGCGACGUUAAAUACCACUUGGGAACCUAUAUAGAGAGAUUGAAUCGCGUUACGAACAAAAACAUUCGAUUGGCCGUAGUAGCCAACCCUUCGCAUUUAGAGACGGUGGAUCCGGUGGUUGAAGGGAAAACGAGGGCGGAACAGUUCUACAGAGGCGACGGCGAAGGCAAAAAGGUUAUGUCGAUGCUGCUGCACGGCGACGCCGCCUUUGCCGGCCAAGGCGUUGUGUUUGAGACCAUGCACUUAUCUGAAUUGCCAGAUUACACGACCCACGGCACCGUCCAUAUCGUCGUGAACAACCAAAUCGGUUUCACUACCGACCCAAGAUUUUCAAGGUCCUCUCCGUACUGUACUGACGUGGCCCGAGUGGUCAACGCUCCCAUUUUCCACGUCAACGGUGACGAUCCCGAAAGCGUGAUCCACGUGUGCAACAUUGCGGCGGAAUGGCGGGCCACCUUCCACAAAGACGUGGUUAUCGACCUGGUGUGUUACCGCCGAUACGGCCACAACGAACUCGACGAACCGAUGUUCACCCAACCUCUCAUGUAUCGUAAAGUACGGAGUCUGAAACCUUGCCUCGACAAGUACGCCGACCAAUUGAUCAGCGAGGGCGCUGUCAACGAGGCGGAAGUCAAAGACGUGAAGGAAAAAUACGACAAAAUCUGCGAGGAAGCGUUGGAAAGGGCGCGGCAAGAGACGCACAUUAAAUACAAGGACUGGAUAGAUAGUCCGUGGUCCGGGUUCUUCGAGGGCAAGGAUCCCCUGAAGGUGAACCCGACGGGAGUCGUCGAGGACACGUUGGUUCAUAUCGGAAAGAGGUUCUCGUCGCCUCCGCCGAACGCGGCGGAGUUUAUUAUCCACAAGGGUAUCGAAAGGAUUUUAAAAUCGAGGAUGGAGAUGGUGGAAAAUCGCAUUUGCGAUUGGGCGCUCGGCGAGGCGAUGGCCUUCGGUUCUCUGCUGAAGGAGGGGAUCCACGUGAGGUUGUCCGGGCAAGACGUGGAGAGAGGCACUUUUUCGCAUAGGCAUCACGUGUUGCACCAUCAGACCGUCGACAAGGCCACUUACAGACCUUUGUGCAAUCUGUACCCCGAUCAGGCGCCCUACACUGUAUGCAACAGCUCUCUGUCAGAGUACGGCGUGUUGGGUUUCGAAUUAGGCUAUUCUAUGACCAAUCCUAACGCUUUGGUAAUGUGGGAAGCCCAAUUCGGAGACUUCGCCAACACGGCCCAAUGUAUAAUCGACACUUUACUCUCCAGCGGUCAGUCCAAGUGGGUCAGGCAGACCGGUUUGGUCAUGCUAUUGCCGCACGGCAUGGAAGGACAAGGUCCGGAACACUCGAGCGCCCGCCUCGAACGUUUCUUGCAAAUGUCGUCCGACGAUCCGGACUAUUUCCCGCCGGAAAGUGACGAUUUCGCCGUACGUCAGCUGCACGACAUCAACUGGAUCAUUGCGAAUUGCACCACUCCGGCCAACUUGUUCCAUCUGCUCAGGAGGCAGAUCGCGCUGCCUUUCCGCAAACCCCUCAUAAUAAUGACUCCGAAGAGUCUGCUGAGACAUCCGGAAGCGAGGAGCUCUUUCGACGAAAUGGUCGAGGGCACCGAAUUUCAACGUAUCAUCGCCGACGACGGACCGGCCGCCCAGAAUCCGCAAUGCGUUCAAAAAUUGAUAUUUUGCUCGGGGAAGGUGUUUUACGAUUUGAGGAAAAUCAACAAGGAGAAGGGCAUCGAAGAUAAAAUCGCGCUUAUCAGAGUCGAGCAGUUAACACCCUUCCCGUUCGACUUGGUCAAAGCGGAGUGCGAAAAGUAUCCCAAUGCGCAAAUCGCGUGGGCCCAGGAAGAGCACAAGAACCAGGGAGGUUGGGCCUACGUUAAGCCCAGAUUUGAAACGACUCUUGCCGGACAAAGAGACAUUGUCUCAAAAAAAGCAAACUGGCUCUCUAGAAUGUUCGGCAAACGUACACCUGAACCGAGAGACGAUGGUAUUAAACCUGAUAAUAGAAUUGUUAGCUAUAUCGGCCGACCUGUAGCGGCAAGCACCGCCACGGGCAGCAAAGCCCAACAUCUGAAAGAGUUGAAAAAUCUUCUCGAUGAUGCUACGAGACUUUAAGGUGUCGUCGAUUUCAAAAAUUUGUGCCGGCUAGUAUUUGGGCAGACCUUUUUGAGGAAUUUAGAAAAUCAGUCCACCCUUACUUAAUACUAUUUAUUGUAGACAGAAACGUACACCUACCUAAUACUGUUUGGAGAAACACUACAGGAGAAUAUUGCUAAGAUCCGUGAGCUAGUUUAUUUUUGGAAUGUUUAAAAUAAAAUAUUUCUUGUUGAUGGAUAUCGCUUGAUUUAAAUAAACAUGGCAGUGCACUUUUUCACGCGAAUCAAAUACUGCACCGUUUAGUUGAAAUCUGUAAUUAUUGUAAAUAAUAAUACUCUGUCAAAUUAUUUUUCCAUAUAUUUCUUGUUGUUUUAUGUAUAUAUUGUAUUGCUUUGAAAUGUUUCCUAUAUUACCUGUGUUGGAAUAUUAAGAGAAUCGAUUUUGAUAAAAAAACAAAAAACAAAAAAUGCUGGCAUUCAUUAUAUUUUUUGGAAACUUUUAGGGUUCGGGAGAGGGGUAUGUGCGAUGUUGAAUUUGAUUUUCAGGACUGAGGUAUUUCAAGUAUUUGUUAAAGUUGUUUUAGCCCUUAUUAAUUUAUUGUUGUAUUAAAUUUUCGGAUAAAUGUUAAGACGACCACUAUAAAUUUGUUGCUUAACUUUCA